GAACAAUCUUAAGCUUAAGUUUACAUAUUUCUUUAGUUUCUCUUUUUUUAGAAGCUAAACAAACCAUAACUCUUUAAUUACCCUUUUCUUUCUUGCUUCCAUUCUUUUGAUCUCUAAGGAUGGAUCAAAUGUGGACGGUAACUUUAGUGUUAGGGUUAUUGCCUGUAGUGGGGUGGCUGAUAUGGUGGUGGAAUGAAAUAUGGUAUGUGUGGCCUAUUGAGGCAAAACUACGACGACGCUCCAAAACAGAAGACACUACGGUUGCACUACCACCAGGUUACUUAGGUCUCCCGAUUCUUGGUGAAACCAUUCCUUUUCAAUGGUUUUUCAACAUCGUCCGUCGUCCGGAUGAUUUUAUCAAGUCUAAAAUAGAAAAGUACGGAGAAAAUGUGGGAGUAUAUCGAACCCAUUUAUAUGGGGCUCCAAGCAUCAUUGUGUGUGCUUCUUCUCUAUGCAAACAUAUUCUCAACUCUGGCGAAAAUUUCAAGGCAGAAUGGCCCACCAAUAAAGUAGUAGGACGUAAUUCAGUAAUAUCAAUUGAAGGAGAACGUCAUGAUAUAAUCAAGAAUCUUGUUGUCAACUGUUUCUCUCGUCCAGAUGCACUUGCAUGGGUUAUGCACAAAGUUCAACCUUGUAUUGUUUCAGCUCUCGAAUCAUGGUCUCAAAAGCCUAAUAUCAAAACCUUUUAUGAACUUAAGAAGGCAACACUUGAUUGCACUCUAAGAUAUGUUGUUGGAUUUGAAUAUAACUCUCAUCAAAUAGAAGAUCUUGCAAAGGCAUAUGAAGGUUUGAAUUUGGGCUUCAGAGCUACCCCGUUACAUAUCCCCGGAACAACUUACUAUCAUGCUCUCCAAUGUCGAAAGAAGAUAGUUAAGAUCUUUAAGGAUGAGAUGGAGAGAAGAAAGACAAGUGGAAAAAAAGAAAAUGAAGAAAAAGAAAGUGCUGGUGAUCUAAUGGACGCAUUAAUGAAAACCAAGGACAUUGAGGGAAAACAUUUGAAAGAUGAAGAAGUUUUAGAUAACGUCGUAAACUCUAUCCUUCUUGGUCAUAUUUCCAGUGCUUAUUCUGUAACAUGGUGCCACUAUUUCUUAGCCAAGUCUCCCACUGUUCUUCAAAAAGUCCGAGAAGAGAAUAGAGCUCUUUUAAAAGAAAAGAAUGGUGAGAAGCUUACAAAUGGAGAUAUUCAAAAGUUAAAAUACACAAACAAGGUCGUGGAAGAAGUUCUUAGAAUGGCAAAUCUUUCCGGCUUUCUUUUCAGAAGAGUCAUGGAAGAUGCUGAAUUUAAAGGUUAUUUAAUUCCAAAAGGUUGGCGAGUAAUGGUGUGGCUAAGGCAGCUUCAUAAUGAUCCAACAAAUUUUGAUGAUCCCACAUGUUUCAAUCCAGAUAGAUGGGAUACACGUCCAAAACACGGUACAUACCUUCCAUUUGGAGGAGGUUUGAGAUUUUGUCCAGGAAGCAUGAUCAUUCGUCUUAUUAUGGCCCUUUUCAUCCAUCACUUAGCCAUUGGAUAUGAGUGGGAAAUGCUGAAUCCUAAUGUUCCAAUCUCUUAUUUGUCGCAUCCUUUGCCUGCGGAUGGCCUCGAGAUUUCUAUGAAGAAACUUUAAGCUCGAUCACAAAUCAACAUACUAUCAAUAAUGAGCCAAUUUUUGAAGAAAGAAUAAUUGAUAUUCUAUGUAUAUCGCAGCAAUAUCUAUGGAUAUUAUUCCUGGCAUCCUACAGCAAAUUCAAAUGCUUUAUGAUCAGCGUGCUUCACAUGCUGUUUUAUUUUUUUAUUUAAUAAAUAAUGGACAACUAUUUUAAUAAUAUUGCAGUAAUUAGAUCUAGGUUUUGUAAUCAAUAUUUCGACAAAAUAUAUAUAUAAAUAAAUUUAUUACAAAUUUCUACUACUCUAAUGAAUCAUUUUUUUAGUUUGUAAUUUU
Molecule: messenger RNA, 1919 nt
Organism: Amaranthus tricolor (Joseph's coat)
Lineage: Eukaryota; Viridiplantae; Streptophyta; Magnoliopsida; Caryophyllales; Amaranthaceae
Product: ent-kaurenoic acid oxidase 2-like
Exons: 9
Coding region: 120-1604 (494 amino acids)
Biological process (GO): sterol metabolic process; brassinosteroid biosynthetic process; brassinosteroid homeostasis
Molecular function (GO): monooxygenase activity; heme binding; iron ion binding
Source: RefSeq, a predicted model, not a curated record